Messenger RNA from Cydia pomonella (codling moth), 7472 nucleotides. RefSeq names its product ABC transporter A family member 5-like. Gene Ontology annotation, cellular component: intracellular membrane-bounded organelle; membrane. Bases 188 to 5446 code for a protein of 1752 amino acids. Lineage: Eukaryota; Metazoa; Arthropoda; Insecta; Lepidoptera; Tortricidae. The transcript has 33 exons. The record is from RefSeq and is a predicted model, not a curated record. Gene Ontology annotation, biological process: transmembrane transport; lipid transport. Gene Ontology annotation, molecular function: ATP hydrolysis activity; lipid carrier activity; ABC-type transporter activity.
UCAAGGUAUUAAAUAUCGACACGGACAAAGUGCCAAAAAUAUGUAUACACGACCUUAUUGCCUAUACUUUAAGGUAGGGUAUACAUAUUUAUGACACUUCGUACGUGUAUAUAUUUAAUACCUUGACUGUACAAUCAGUAAUAAAAGUGCGUGUCACCAAUAUUUUGUUUUUAGGAGGCGAUGGCCAAUGCUAGUAGCCCAGACCGUAUUCGCGGGCGCCUUGUUCCUCAUGGCGGUGUUCGCGGCGAAGCCCGUGUUCCUGACGCCGCUCCAGGACGCUCCCCACGCGACGCUGACGUCCGACGAUAUUAUGACGACACUAAGCGCUGACACGCAGGUAAUUGUUACUCGUAUUUCGACAUACAUAUGUAUACAUUUUUUUACCUAUUGCGAAGGAUUAAAGGUGAAGAAAAGUAUAUAUAUUUAUGAACACCACUGUACUUCACGUUUUGAUUUUGUUUUGUUUUUGAUGCAGCUCGGCUAUGCACCCGACACGGGUCCCUACAAAGCUAUCAUGGACAAAGUGGCUGAGAAUCUUAAUAAAGAUCCAAAAUGGACGUGCCCGUGGAGGCCAUCUCUAGUCGAUUCCCACCGGUUUGCCUGUUCGAAACAAUUCAGCAGUGUAUCCUAUACAUGUUUGAAAGGAAAAACUGUUUUGAUUUCAGAUUUUUUGACUGGUUCCACUGAACAAGAGCUAAAUGAAAAGUUGUAUGAAAAAUCCAAAGGCCAGGUGUUGAAACAUCACAUUAUUUGGGUCGUUUGGAAAGAAAAGGAGCACAAUACUUGGAAGUUCAGCAUACGCUCCACAGAACUAGCGUACUUGGCUGAAGUGAACUCAACAGUGACAAGAACUCUUCCGCACAACAGACACCUCCUGAGUGGCUUCUUGGCUGUCCAGCUUGCUGUUUCUGAAGAAAUUUUGGCUGCAGAAAGCAAAGAAGGACUGAGGCAUAAGAUAAAGCUGAAAGCGAUGCCGAUAUCUCCUUUAAUGCAGAAAGAAGCGGUGCGACAGGCCAUGGUUUGGGUCCUUCUAUGCUUCACGGUGGCCUUCAUACCGCCCGUCAUGGAGGUCUCCGAGCUGGUGGUCCAUGAGACCUCCAACGAAUAUAAACGUGCGUUAUUCAUGCGAAAUGUUGGCGCCGCCUGCAUCUACCUCGGCUGGCUGUCGUACCUGCACAUGACGGCCUUACCCAUCCUCAUCCUCGCCACGCUGACGGUCAUACUCAUCUUCAGAUGGGUGUGGAUAUUCGUCGCCUUCGUGUUCGUGGCAAUCUAUAUCACUGUGAUGGCUAUGACGGCGUUCAUAGUGUGUAUGUUUCAGAGGAAAUCCCACAUUGCCGCGAUCUGGUCCGCACUGUUUACGCUUCUUCAGUUGUUCCUGGCGGACCUGCUGGUACACCAUGGGUUCGACGGCACCACCAGCUUCACCGUAUUGCUGCACAUACUUCUGCCGCCGCUGGGCCUCGUGCAUGGCUUCCAUGGUUUCGCUCUGCUGGAGACUGGACGUGAAGGCCUACAAAACACCAAAGUGUACGAGAACCAUACUCUGAUCAUCUGGAUAAUGAUGAUUCUCGCGUACUUCGGGCUGCUGAUGCUGCUGCAGCGAACGAUCGGGCGUGACCGCGCAGUAGGCGGCCAGGUGUCCUGGAGGUCCAUCAUCUUCAAGCAGGCUGAGGAUAAGAAUAAACUACGUGCCAUUCAGAACCCCCUUGGCAAUGAGCGGGACCCGCUUCAAGAAGUCGAUGAUCUGGUCGCCAAAGCUAUCUCUUUCCAUAACGUGUCUAAGAGUGUUAUGGGUGUUGGUGUGCUUCGGAGAGUCACUCUAGAUGUUUACCGCGGCGAAUACACGACGUUUUUCGCCGAGAAGAUUCAAGAACGUAUGUUGCAGAGAAUUGAGGAUCUAAUUACUGGUUUAACCCUACCGGAUGACGGUUCGGUGAACAUGUUGGGGAACGAUAUGGCUGCCCUAAGAAAAGCGGGCAAGCGCGUGGCGGCCAUGCAAGGCAUGCUGGGGUAUUGCCAUCGCGUGGGCUUGCUGGUUGGUGAGCUGACCGUGCAAGAAACUUUGCGAUUCUUUGUUCAGUUAAGCCUCUGGGAACAAAGCGAUGUAGAAGUCGAAGGUUACACUCUCAUCCACACUCCAAGAUUGUAUAAAGAGUGCGACUUGCAGGACGUUCGCGACGUGUAUGUGCGGAACCUAGGGAACUACUACAAGGCACAACUAUGCUGGGCCAUCGCUAUUAUACUGGAACCGCGCAUCGUGUUUAUACAAUCCUUCAUUGAUGGUCCAAAGUACAUUUCAGUGAUCAAUGAUAAAAUCGUGAAAUACAGAACGCACCUGACGAUAGUAAAGAUCUCGUUCACGACAUCAGUUCUAGAGCAUGCGGACCGCGUGUUCCUCUUCGACCGUAAAAUCCUCGUGUUCGGCGGCUCGCCGGCUUACAUGUUCUUUAAAUAUGGCCGAGAAUACCGUGUGCGUAUGACUUUUCGAGUCCGAGGCAGUCUCGACAACGAGAAAGUGGAGGAGUUGGUCGACCGAGCCGUUGAAAUGGGCGGGCAGGUUCGCGCCUACGUAGGCACGCUUCUCAUACUUCGGCUGCCGACCAGCCCCACCGACGUGACAGCAGAAUUCGUCAAAGAAAUCACUGAAAACGCCAACCAUUAUGGAAUCACUUCGCUAAACAUCAGCUUGCCGGAUAGCGAGGAGAUUCAUAAAAGGGCUAUAAAUGAUUCAAGAAAGCAAAUAAUUAGUUAUACUGGUUACGAUAGUCACACUAACACCUCUGAGCAAGCCCUUAGAGAAUUAACAAAACCGAAACUGUGGACACGUAACAAAUCCCCGUGCCUGAAUAUAUCCUUGCUAAAACAGACUGUGUGGAAAUACGUUUCUUUCUACAUACAUUAUAGAUUGUUUCUGAUCAUUACGAUGCUGUCAGCAAUAGUGACAGGCGCCAUAAUCGGUGUGUACCUGUCGUACCAAUUGAACGAGAUGGAAACAACUAUAUCCUCGUCUCGUUUGCUCGGUGAGAAGAUGACCGUAGAGGCCUUGGAGCAAAGCACUACGCUAGUGCUUAAGGUGUACAACACGGAUGAUGCCAUCUCCGUCGCCACUGGCUACGCCAUGUCAACUACCGGCGCUAGAUCUAAGGAAACGCAAAACAUGUUUUACACCGCCUUACCGUACACUGAGAGUUCGUCAGAGUACCUGAUGCUGCGAGCGAUCGACUCUCCGCAGCACUACGUCUACGCCUACGCGUACGGAAUGGAAUUGAAAGAUGAAGGUGAAAUCCUAGAUAUACACGUGUUAUACAGCCCAAUUCAUCACGACACCGCUGCAGCGGCGCGAUCUCUGGCCCGCGUGUACAUGGCCCUCUUGAGACAUUACACCAAAACACUUGAUGCGGACAUUGAGGUUACAGACGACCCUCUCAUGCUUGACUCCUCUCCUACUCGGAGAAAAACAAAAGUCCCACCGCUCGUAAUACACUUCAUGUUGAUUAUAACCAUCGCACACAUAACCUUGCUGCCUACCAUGGAACAUGGUCUUAUAAGGCACAUGCAGGUGCACGCAAUGAAUUUCUCCCCAGCACGCUACUGGUUCUCUCUGUUCUGUUGCGACAUCAUCCUCUAUUGGACCCUGGUGUUCAUCAUCACGACGGUCCUCUUCUGCGUCAUGUACUGGGUGGCGCCGGUGCAUUUCUUACACAGGGAUUUGAUCGUGAUCCCAUUCAUGCUCAUAAUGUAUGGCUUUAGUUGCGUGCCGCAAGCAUACCUCUUCAGUUUGGGACCCAGUGGAGCUUUAAAUUCUAUGUCCUUCGUCAUAUUCAACAUCAUUUUUGGCGAAGCCUCAGUAAUAAGCCAGUUUAUCCAAGGCGAAGCGUUCACCUACGCCGAGAGGGCGCUCAGCCUAUCCCCGCAGUACAACGUGGCCAACGCUUUCGUGCAGAUUACCAAGAUCUUUGUCUACAAUAGCGAGUGCGUCAUCUUUAUUAACAAGAAACUCUGCAAAUCGAAUGUACUGCAUAAAUGUUGCAAAAAGUGUGGCAUAAUGCAGGCUUGCUUCGAGCGCAUAUCCUACCUAUCAAAAGCCGGCAUCCGCGACGAAAUCCUCUGGACAAUCUACCACACCAUCAUCUUCAGCAGUCUCCUUAUCAUUUGGGAGUACCAAGUGCUCCAGCGGUUAUGGUACUACGCACGGAAACGCUGGUUUCCCCCCGAAGAACCUCCUGUGAUAAUGGAGGCGUCGGGAGGUGCGCAGGAGCGGUGGGACGUCGAGGCGAAAAGCAGGCAGAUGAAGCAAAAAAGGAUUAGAAGAAGUAUAAAAAGAGACACAUUCGGCGAAAACCUCUUAGUGAACAAUCUAUCAAAAAGAGUGAAUGGAGUUUAUAAACUCUCCCGCAUAGCCUUCGGGAUCGGGAAGGGCGAGGCUUUGUCCCUUGUCGGGCAGUCCACGGGAGAUCGGCUAGAACUUUGUGAGAUAUUAGCUGGGUUUAAGUGGCCCACUUCUGGGUCGACCAGUGCUAUGUCGAAAUGGGCGCUCACGACCGAUCCACAUAUGUAUUCUCGCAACGUCGCGUUCAGCUGCUUCGAGUACUGCCCCAUGCCUCCUUGGAUGACUGUGUACGAUUCCUUGUGGAUGAUGGGCGUGCUGCGCGGCAUCCCGCGGCAUUAUGUCCACGAGGAGGUCGCCAAUCUCCUGGAUGCCUUAGAACUCGACGAGGCCUCAAACAUGAACGUAUUCCGCCUGCACCAGAAUGAGAAGACGCGCCUAAACUUCGCCGUCGCCGUGAUCGGAGCACCGCCUGUUCUCGUCCUAGACGAGUUCACGGCGUACCAACAGUAUUCCGUCGACCGCGCCAUGUUCUACAUACUAUAUCAUCUGCGGAAGCAGGGACACGCGCUUCUAGUUAGUUCAGCUAGUAUAGAGAACCAUAUGGCGGUAACCAACCGUCUCGGGAUCCUCCUCAACGGGCAGCUGGUCGACGUGGACCACAUAGACGCCCUAGUGGCGCGCUAUAGCUCAGAAGGGUAUACGGUGGUGGUACAUCUGAAGGACGAAGUCGAUAUAGAAGCCAUAUUUGCUCGGCAUUUCGAGAAUUUCAGCGUCAACGAUGUCUCUGAUGUUUUAGCAAACGUCCAAGUCAAAGAUGCACUAAAUUACGCCGAAAUAUUCAGUAAAAUGGAGGAGCUAUUACACGCAAACCAAACAGUAUAUUCCUACGUCAUCACCGUGACUGCCAUGGACUAUAUUUACAACGACAUCAUAGACAAAGGAACGAAGAUCCAAAUCGUUCCUGACGAGUACUUCUGGCCUUGUCUAAACUUCUUAGCAAGGAAGAAGAAGAAGGUAGAUUUACAGAAGUUAUUGGAAUUAGAGAAAUUUCGGAAGAAGUAUGAUAUCGCUUCGUUGAAAGAGUUGCCGUGGUCUGUGAUCUUUCGGAGAUAAUUCAAGAGCUUUUCUUGCAGUAGUGGUCAAACCAAGUGUGAGAUCUGGCUUUUGAGGUUGCUUUUUAUGCUUAGACCAGUUCGCUCAAGCAGUAUAGAAGUCCUAGCCAUGAUGCCAAUCGUUUGCGCCGUUGCGAACGAAACGGUAAUCUCUCUCUAUCAUUCUUCCAUAUGAUUGCGACAGAGAUAUUAGCGUUUCGUUCGCUAAGGCGCAAACGAUUGACAUCUUGGCUAGCCACCCAGUUAUCACUAGAUUGAUUUCGUUGUACUUGCUUAUUAAUUAAAUAAUAUGUAAGCAAGGCUCGCAAACCGAUUAAAUUUCCAAACCGUUAUCAUGUACUUGGCGCAAAACCUUUUAAUUUCGGUUCCGUUCAUAAACCCGUUAUUUUGAAAUCGGUUUUAGGAGAACAUUUCCAUAAAGUUCUUGUCAGAUUAACCGGUUUAGAACAAUAAAAACCGGCUUUUUCCUAUGUCAGUGGCUUUGUUUACGCGGCUCACCACCAGGCCGGUGCGUCUCGUCACUCGUCGAAAAACCGGUUUGUUCAGGUUACAAUAAAGUUCUUAAAACGUACGCAUUCUUAUGAAAGUUCGGAGUAAAACCGAAAUAAAUCGGUAUCUGCCGCUAUUUUUAAAACCGGUUCCGAGCCUUGUAUUUAAGUAAUUCCCAUCACAAAACUCCAUCGAGAUGUGACUUAUUUAAAUAGGCAAAGUUUAAUGUAAUGUUGAAUUUUUGACAAGCCACGGAAAGUCAGAUGCAUCAUUCACCAACACGUAACUUCCUCCUGAAGAUUUAAGGAUGAUUCUCCCUAGACCGGGCGAGGCCCGGGCCGAGAAGUCCGACACGUCAUUUUCUAUAUGACGGCUGAUCAGUGAUUACGUGGUGCUUUCCAUAGAAAACGAAGCGCCGGAAGCUGCGGCCCGGGCCCGGCCUGGUCUAGCGUUCAUCCUUUACCGUAGCUUGUUGCGCAUGAACAUUUCUUUUAGCAUGGGUGCAUUGACCUGACUAACGGGGUCAAUGACCUUGUCUGAGUUACUCUGCGUGAGUGGGAGGGAUCUCAGUGUAUUGCGCAAGCGACAAAGACAGAUGCCCAAUUUUUUCUGCACUAGCAGCAUGGUUUCAUUUUUAUCGCUUGUCACUUUGCCCGUCCCUUUCGCACAUACUUGUUAGAACGUGACAGGCAUGGUGACAAAUGAUAAAGGGCCGACCAUCUUAGCCGUACUGGUCGCUUGCCCUAUUUAUCUUGAUAGUUUCGUUGUUAAGAAUAAGACUAUAAUUUUAAUUUUUUGUUAGAGUAUAUUAAUUAUUUUGUUAAGAGGCUAUCAACCACCCAGUGGCGCCCUCAUUAGUGGAAUUAUGUUUUGUAAUAAACCAAUCCAUGUCUACGUACAAUCCAGUAUAUUAAUGUUGUAGUCCUACUGAUUCCCCAACUUUUGGUAUUUGUCACAAUUUUAUUUUGUUUUUUGCUUUAUCAACUAAAUGGCAAAAGGCCACCUUUUUCCGUUUAGGUUAUUAAGUCAAAAGUAAUGAAUGUAAAACUAUCUCACAAGAACAAAAAUUGUGGAAUAGGUAGGACAACCAAAAUGGAUUGGUUUCUCAGAAAACACAAAUCCACUAAUGAGUAAUGAGGGCGCCACUGAUGGACGGACGAUGCGGUCUUAAGGCUCCCCUACACGAUGGUCCAGCUGUGGACCAGCGAUGGUGAUGGCUCCUCUAUACCAUGCGAUGGUUGAGAGCACGCACUAUGGAAUGGGCCACGUGUAGAUGCGUACUCACUAUCGCUGGCCCACCUUUGAUGUGCGGACGAAAAACUGACACCAUGGCCAUCCCAUCGCCAUAAGCCAUCCGACACCACUACCCUGUCUACACGCUGGCCCAUCUUAGUGGGCUAGUAUGAUGGCCUAUCGUGUAGAGGAGCCAUUAAGUUCCAUACCUUUUUUUCAAUUCACGAAGAUGCUCCAUUCUGUCCAGUUUGUUUUCAUUCUGUAGGUAUGUUAGUGCAUGCAAAUAAAAGCGUUUUUGUGUUACA